Aureococcus anophagefferens is the source of this 2830-nucleotide messenger RNA. RefSeq lists its product as hypothetical. The transcript is spliced from 3 exons. NCBI's taxonomy places the organism in Eukaryota, Pelagophyceae, Pelagomonadales, Pelagomonadaceae. Bases 1 to 2820 code for a protein of 939 amino acids. Gene Ontology annotation, biological process: proteolysis. The record is from RefSeq and is a predicted model, not a curated record. Gene Ontology annotation, molecular function: serine-type exopeptidase activity; dipeptidyl-peptidase activity; protein binding.
AUGCGCAUGCUGCCCAGUGUGUUGCUCGUCGCCUGCGUCGCGGCCCGGCGCCGGCCCGUGGCGGUGCCGCGGCUGGGCACCCACCCGACGUCGGCGAACUGCACGCUCCACCGCGUCUCCCAGAACCUCGACCACUUCGACUUCACAACGAACGCCACCUUCGAGCAGCGCGUCUUCGUGCACGCGGACCACUGGUCGCCCGGCGGGCCCAUCUUCGUCUACUGCGGCAACGAGGACGACGUCACGCUCUACGUCAACGCGACGGGGCUGAUGUGGGAGCACGCGGCGGCCUUCGGCGCGAUGCUCGUCUUCGUCGAGCACCGCUACUACGGCGAGACGCUGCCCUUCGGCGCCGCGUCCUUCGAGCCGGGGCGCCUCCGCUACCUGUCGCACGAGCAGGCGCUCGCGGACCUCGUGAACGCGCUGCGGCGGAUCAAGGCGACGUACGGCGCGGAAAACGCCAAGACCGUCGCCUUCGGCGGUUCCUACGGCGGCAUGCUCGCGGCGUGGCUGCGCAUGAAGUACCCCGCGGCCGUCGUCGGCGCCGUCGCCGCGAGCGCGCCAAUUUUAGCGUUCGACGGCGACGGCUUCGACGGCGAGGCCUACUGGGAGGUCGUGACGCGCGACGCGACGGCGGCCGCGGGCGCGGCGCCCGCGUGCGCGGCGAACGUCCGCGAGGCCUUCUCCGCGCUCUUCCGCGCGGACCGCGACGACCUCUCGCGGAUCUUCCGGACCUGCGGGCCCGUGGCCGACCGGUCGCGCCUCGCGCUGCUCGCGCUCUUCGCGUUCGACACGAUGGCCAUGGGCAACUACCCCUACGAGAGCACGUACCUCACGCACGGCGAGGUGGCGCUGCCCGCGUUCCCCGUGCGGGCCGCCUGCGAGCACCUCGCGGGCCCGCUCGACGGCGACGAGGCCCUGCUCGCGGCGCUCGCCGCGGCGGCGGGCGUGUUCUACAACGCGAGCGGGGCCUUGGCGUGCAACGAGCUCCCCGCGGACGUCGAGGAGGACGGCAUCUGGGACUGGCAGUACUGCACGGAGACGCUGCCCCAGGAGACCUACUUCCCGCGCGACGGCGUGCGCGACAUGUUCUGGCCCGCGCCGGCGAACGACUCCUGGGUCGACGCGCACUGCGAGGCCAAGUACGGCGUCGCGCCGCGGCGCCGCUGGAUCGCCGACUCCUACGGCGGCCGCGCGGGCGUCGCCGCGGCGACGAACAUCGUCUUCUCCAACGGCGCGCUCGACCCCUGGAGCGCCGGCGGCGUCGCCGACGCCGCCGGCGGCGCCACGGAGACCGUCCGCAUCGACCUCGGCGCGCACCACCUCGACCUCAUGUUCGCCCACCCCGACGACCCGCCCUGCGUCGUCGCCGCGCGCGCCGCGGAGCUCGCCGCGGUCCGCGAGCUCUUCGACUCCCUCAAGAAGAACGACCACCAGCGCACGCUGUCGACCUACGCCGAGGCGCGGAGCGCGCGGGCGCGCCUGAACGUGCACUGCUACAACGGCAUCCUCCACGUGCUCGCGGACCGGGGCCUCAACGGCGAGAACCGCGUCGGCGUCAACGAGGCGAGCUACACGGCGCUCGCGCGGAGCCACGUCGCCGCCGGGGCCCUCGACGACGCGCUGGACGUCGUCGCGACGCGCCUCGAGGACGCGUCGCCGAAGCUGCGGACCUACGCGCCGCUCGUCGCCGCGCUCUGCGCCGCGGACCGCGUCCGCGACGCGCGGACCGUGUGGGCGGCCAUGGCCGCGGGGGGCGUCGCGCCGACGGACGAGUUGUACGUCGCGCUGUUGGAGGCGCUCGCUAGGAGCGGCGACGCCGCGGGCUGCGCGGCCUGCCUGCGGGAGCGCGCGGCCGCGGACGACGCGGGCCUCGCGGCGGCCCAUCUGACCCGCGUCUCCGCGGCGCUCCGCUCCCUCCCCGACGCGACCUGCGAGGCGACGACCGUCGACGACGACGGCACGUGCCGCGUGUCCGGCCGGACGCUGCCCACGGGCGGUCUCGACGGGCGCGAGCGCGCGCAGUUCCGCGAGCGGUUACUAGACGUGGCCAACGCGACGUCGGAGCGCGACCGCCGGGAGCUCGCGGCCUUUGGUGCGUGGCUCGAGGACCACCCCUACGCCUUCACGGCCGUGCUCGACGGGCCGAACGUCGCCUACCUGAACCAGAACUUCGAGCACGGCAAGUUCCGCGUGCGGCAGCUGCAGGCCGUCGCGGGCCACCUGGAAGCCGCGGGCCACGUCGUGCUCGUCGUCCUCCCGGCCAAGUACUGCGAGGCCGUCGUCCCGAACCACAGCAAGCGCCGGCCGCGGGCCGCGGCCCGCGACGAGCCGGGGGGCACGCCGCUCCAGGAGCUCGAGGACUCCGAGCUCGCGGCGAUCAAAGCCUGGGCGGAACGGGGCGCGUUGUACGUGGUGCCCCGGGGCUGCCACGACGAUUUGUACUGGAUGCUCGCGACGGUGUCGCGCGACCAGCCCCUCGCCGUGAGCAACGACAAGACGCGCGACCACUGGCCGAAGUUGAUCGGCGAGGCGCAGUACCGGCGCUGGGCGACGCGGUCCGUCGUCAACUUCGGCCUCGGCUACGCGGAGCCCGACGACGCCGGCGACGAGCCCCCGCCGGACGUGCGCCUCGACCUGCCCAAAGCCUACGCGGCGCGCAUCCACGAGGCGCGGCUCCCCGGCGGCCGGGUCUCGUUCCACGUGCCGGACCGCGACGACGGCGGCGCCUGGCUCCUCGCGACGCUCCCGGCGGCCGAUGAGGAGGCCCGGCGUCCCGUCGUUUGGCCCUGGGACCGCUGGUACGAAAAACCAUGCUAACCAAGGUUUU